CCUGUUCUGUCAGGAAUCCCUCCACCCCUAUCUUCAUGGUCUCUGUUCAUUCGGUAUUCGGUGCCCCUCUGUUGCCCUUCUCUCUCUAAUCACCAAGAGGACUUCUUCCUCCGUGACACGACUAUGCAUACGCCGUUAGGCCAGUUGCAAAUGCAGGUCACGCCCAUGGGUUUUACCAACGCAGUAGCAGAAGCGCAAAGGAGGAUGCUUGCGGUCGCAGGGGGUAUGUUUCCUGCGAAGUGCGAGCCUUGUAUUGAUGACAAUCACGUAAAAAUGGCACGUGAAAAGGAUGAGACGAAGGUUCAGCCGGGAGUGAGAAAGUUCGUGUGGGACCACCUACAGGAUAUCAAAGAGCUGCUCCAAAGGUUCCUGGAGUAUAACAUCACUGCUAGCAGUCCAAAGAGUAUCCUGGCAGUCCUGGAAGUCACCAUUUUGGGAUUCCGUUGUGGGGCUUACGGAAGGAAGCUGGACCCGGCUAAGAUGGACAAAAUUGCUCAGUGGCCUAUGCCCCUCCGAACCACAACGAAAGUGAGGGCCUUCCUGGGCGUCGUGGGCUUCUGGAGAAUCUUUAUAAAGGGGUUCACAAAGAUAGUAGAACCUAUUCGGGCCAUGAUCUGCGAGGAAGGCACGCUUGACUGGACCGAGGAUCGGGAGGCGGCCGUCCAGACCUUGAAGAAGAUACUGACGUCCGAAAAGGUUACCCUUGCCGCCCCGUGCUUCAAUGAUGAAGUAGGACGCCCCUUCGUGCUUGAAACCAAUGGGGGACCACUAGCCGUGGGUGGGGUAUUGAUUCAAAAAGGCAAAGAUGGGAGAGAGGGUCCCAUUAGGUUCGAGAGUAGAACGCUCAACUUUGCCGAGCGUCGCUAUUCUCAGUUCAAGAAGGAGGUGCUUGCAAUAUUCCAUUGCCUCAACACCUUCCAGGCGUAUCUCUUUGGGAGAAUGUUCAUCUUGAGGAUAUAUCCGACCAGUGUCGUCCCACCCAUGAAAUUCACACGAGCUUAUGGCGCUGCAGCUGUGAUUGGCAAUGCUAUAUACUGCAUGGGGGGUGGACCUGCAGGAGUUCAUCUGAUUGAGAAGUACACGGAGGAGAAUGGCUGGCAGAUUGUGCAACCUCUGGGAAACCAUCAGUUUCAGAAAAAUAGCUUCCUCACUGCCGCAGUGUUGUGAGUGGAGGGCACCCUCCAAUGCCUUGCACAGUGGUUGCAGGCAUUGAUGAACACAGCGAUUGGCUGGCCACAAUGGUGUGUUCGCUGAGGGACUGAAGAGAGGAGAGCAGUGAUGUCCUGCAGUUCACGCGCCUCAAGGAAGCCUCCAACACGGUCUCAAUCUGGUGUCUACUUUGUAAAGGGCCGAAUUCUCACUCAGGUUGUCAGUUGGCAGUGCUCUAUCUUCAUGUGGCAUUGUGUUGUUGGACCUUGUUCAUGGUUUGAUAUCUGUACAAGCUGGCAUCCAAUCUGUGCUUUCAGAUAGGCUCUGUCAAGCAUGGCAGUGGCUAUGAGCAGUAAGACACUGUUGCAGUAAAAAAUGUGUAAUUGCCAUGGCAUUUCAUAGAAGUUGUCUGAUGAAAUGUCAACAAGUUUAGGGCAGCAUGUUAGGAGGAGAAUAAGAGUAGGUAUAAUGAUUAGGUAGAAGACAAUCAGUAGCCUCCAGAAGCGUAGGUGCUAGGGAAUAAAUGGCCAUGUAAUAUGCUUUGUAGGCUGUCCUCAAUAUGUUUCUUUUGCUUGUUUACACCACCAUUCCGUGACAUUGACAGUGAUUUUUCUCAUCGAGUAGGAGUUGAAGGCAUGCGAACCUUGCCCUGCUUGUCUGUGGCCGCAAUUUUUGGUCAGUCGGGGCUUGAACUGCUGGUGCUACCUGCUGGUACACUUGUCUGUUGCUCGGAAUGCUGUAUCACCACAAGGCGAAUGCUAUUCCACUGUGUGGCGAUAUGCUUCGUCCUCUUUGAAGCACGCUUCCAGCGCGAUACCGAUUCUGUCGUCCCGCUAAGGACACCCUCCUAUCUGGCUUCAUUAGAUAGGAUCUCACUCGAGGGAGAAGACCUCUCCAUUUGCUCUCAGCGAAAAAGAUGCCUACAGUCGUACGUUCUAACCUUUUAGAAAUGAGACCGUGCAGAGUUAAACCAGCAGUUGCUCCCAUGCCUCUUUUCCCGAUGCAAAUUUUGCCCUCCUGCCCACAUUCCGAACUGUUGCAAGGACAAGGCGUGCCAGGCGUAG
Molecule: messenger RNA, 2213 nt
Organism: Chara braunii
Lineage: Eukaryota; Viridiplantae; Streptophyta; Charophyceae; Charales; Characeae
Source: the annotation of a GenBank genome assembly